AUGUCCAUCUCACUACCCAACGGCACCAUUCUCGCAGCUCCCUCCUCGUCUCAGCCCCCUGUCUCCGCUGCUGUCACCCGCAUCGUACAUCUCGCCAACUUCUCUCCAGAGAUCAAGACGCGUGACAUUCAGAACAUCUUCAAGGAGUGGGAGGCACACAAGGGCGGCUUCCGCAUCAAGUGGCUGGAUGAUGUGAACGCGAUGGUCGUCUUUGCCGACGCUGGCGUCGCCAAGAAGGCGUAUUUGAGCCUGAUUCUCAACCCCUCCCCGUCCCUUCCUCCGCCGGCCACUAUCCGCCCCUACGACCGACCCGACGCGGGCCAGAUUAUUGCAUCGCUCCAGGCCCGC
Molecule: messenger RNA, 348 nt
Organism: Cutaneotrichosporon oleaginosum
Lineage: Eukaryota; Fungi; Basidiomycota; Tremellomycetes; Trichosporonales; Trichosporonaceae
Source: RefSeq, a predicted model, not a curated record